Messenger RNA from Saxophila tyrrhenica, 1080 nucleotides. RefSeq lists its product as uncharacterized. The record is from RefSeq and is a predicted model, not a curated record. The transcript is spliced from 2 exons. The coding region runs from base 1 to 1080 and encodes 359 amino acids. Lineage: Eukaryota; Fungi; Ascomycota; Dothideomycetes; Mycosphaerellales; Extremaceae.
AUGGCGUACAACUUCUGGUCUCAGCCAUCAAAGAACGAUGGAGCUCAGCUCCAGUAUCAGGCCAUAGAAGGUGCGGGUCCGGAGUACCCGUCACCUGAGGGCUCGCGCACGAUCAAACCAGAGCUACCCGCUCACACCACCGGCGAACGUCGCGAAAAGCUAUGCAUCGACGGUCAGGACGACGUAGGGACCGUGAAUACGGAUGCUUCUGCAGUCUGGGUUUCUGCCAUCGUGGCGGCAAUCUGCACCAAAACGUAUGCGGGCCCGCCUGGGAAGAAGAAGAGCAGUUCAGAGGAGCAGCUGACCGACCAGGAAACUGCAUGGUGGGAGCGAUGGCAGCAGAAAUCGCAGGUGGACGUCAAGACGCACGAGACAUCUGAUGAUGACUUCAUGAAUACGGUGGAGUUCAAGGCCUGGGAGGUCUUCCAGAGCGCUGUGGACACUUCCCACGCUGGAUGCUUGAAGGGUUACGUCCGCAAUCGCCCUGAUCUGAGGCUCAAGUGCUCGGAGCGGAUCCUUGGGAUGAUCGACGGGUUGGAGAAGUACCCCAUCAUCCGCUCUUCCGCGCUCAAGAACCUCAACUAUGCGAAGUACGCCGCCAAUCCUGAUGCAUUUGCCAACCGCAAGGUGGUCAGCUGCUGGAACAACUGGAACAAGAUGUCGUCCGAUCAGCAGCAGACGUUCUUCGACAAGUUCCGGCAAGACGCGACACCCGCAGUACAAUCGGCUAUGAUGGCGCCAUCUUUGAUCAGAGAUACCGCUGGAGGCUCGGGAGUAAAGCGGGUUGCGGUGGAAGGGUCGGAGGAGUCUUCAAGGAAACGGAGGAUGCUUGAUAUGAGCGAGAAAAGGAGCCUUCGCCUUCCGCAAGACAGCGGUGUCUCUCGUGGUGGCAUGGAAAGCGAGUUCCUCAAAGAUAGCGAGCUCGCCGCUGCCGGCAUCGGGAAGCAAGACCUGACACCGGCGCCAACCUGGGACGACUUGCUCUUCCUCGCAGCAGUUGCACGGUCAGGGAAAUAUGAGAGCGCCAGACGCCCCAACCAAGCAUUUUCCGGCGCCUUCGGACGGAGUCGCGCCAUCUAA